Messenger RNA from Pseudozyma flocculosa PF-1, 705 nucleotides. RefSeq lists its product as uncharacterized. Gene Ontology annotation, cellular component: ribosome; mitochondrial large ribosomal subunit. The record is from RefSeq and is a predicted model, not a curated record. Gene Ontology annotation, biological process: translation. Gene Ontology annotation, molecular function: structural constituent of ribosome. NCBI's taxonomy places the organism in Eukaryota, Fungi, Basidiomycota, Ustilaginomycetes, Ustilaginales, Ustilaginaceae. The transcript is spliced from 2 exons. The coding region runs from base 1 to 705 and encodes 234 amino acids.
AUGUCGCUCCUAGCAACGCUGCGACCUCAGCUGCUGCGCACCGCGGCAGCGACGACGGGCUCGACGGCCUCGACGUCGUCGCUCCUCGUCGCCAGCCCCUUCUACGGCCCCUCGCCCUCGUCGUCGGUGCUGCCGUCGUUUGCGUUCGGAGGCUCGGUCCAGACGCGUAACUCUACCAAGCGAGGCGGCGGCUCUACAAAGAACAACCGCAACUCUGCCGGUAGGAGGUUGGGCGUCAAGCGUCAUUCCGGUCAAUACGUCCAGGCGGGAGAGAUCAUCUACCGCCAGCGCGGCACGUCGUGGCACGCCGGUCCCAACGUCGCAAUGGGCCGCGACCACACCCUCUUUGCCACCUCGUCCGGCUACGUCCACUUCUUCUACCCCAACCCCGCAACCCCCGCCACCUCCUUCUCAACAGCCACCACCACCACACCGUCCUCGUCCUCGUCCCCGUCUUCGACUUCGACUGGGGCCCUGCCGGCGCUAGCGCAAAAGACCUACGUCGCCCCGGACCUCGUCACGGUGCCGCACCCGUCGAGCAAAAAGCAGACGCGUCGCUACGUCGGCGUCAGCCUCGUCCCCGACGCCGCCUUCCCGCGGCCCCAGGGCGAAAAGAGGCAGCGCAAGUUUGAAAAAAUCGACAUCAACGACCUCAACAAGCAGAUCAAGGCCGUCAGGCUCCACAAUGCCGAGGCGGCCCUCUGA